AUGACACCGGAUGACCUUUCGGUCGCGGAUGUUUUCAGCCCGCAGGCCGACAUGUCGCACUCUCGUGCGGACAGUACCAUGAACGAUGGCCAAGAAACCGGCUUCCGGAUCAGUGCCCGUAGUCCUGAGCGGAAGGUCGCAAUGAUGCCUCCCGCGGCGGUCAAUGGCACCAAACCCUUCCCUGCCCCGGAUUUGAAUGGGAAUUUCUUGGCUGGGAAGGCGGACCGUCGCAAGAAGAAGAAAAAGCAGGCGGCCGCUGCUCACGCGGUGGCUCCAGCCAUCUCGACCGUGCGUGGAUUCACCCCUCGCGGCUCGGGCGAUGAGGACUCGGACCGCUCGGCCUGCAGUUCGCGCGCGCCGAGCUCCCGUCCCCGUCCCCGUGCGCCAACGGGGACCGGCCCCAGCAGCCCGUUGGUCCAACCUGCCACCGGUUGUGGAGUGAGCGCCCUGAAACUGCAGCUGGAUUCUAUGAGCCUGUCCGGCCAGGGGACCCGCUCGGAGACGCCUAGCAAUGCCAGCGUCUGCUCGGACAGUGACCAGACGGAAGUCCUGACCAGCUACGAGGUGCCUCUGGAGCAUGACUACGUCAGCGCCGAUGCGGUAGCUGAGGAAAAGUCUCAGGAGGCGUCGAACGGGCGCGAUGUGCGCACUCAGCAGCUGUGUCGCAAGAUGGCGUCUGACGAUUUCGAGCCGCUGCUCUGCUUGGGCAAGGGAUCCUUCGGGACCGUGCUGCUGGUGCGCCACGUCCUGACGGGCAAGCUUUAUGCACAAAAGCAGUUCCGCAAGGCGUCGAUCACCGUGCACAAGAAGCUGGUGGAGCAGACCAAGACGGAGCGCAUGAUCCUGGAGAGCGUCAACCGCCACCCGUUCGUGGUCAAGCUGUUCUACGCGUUCCAGGACCACGAGAAGCUGUACCUGAUCCUGGAGUAUGCCGAAGGCGGCGAGCUAUUCCACCACCUGGCCAUGGAGCGCAUGUUCGACGAAGACGCGGCCGCCUUCUACAUGGCGGAGAUGGUGCUGGCGCUGGAGCACCUGCACCAGACGGUCGGGGUGAUCUACCGGGACCUCAAGCCGGAGAACUGCCUGCUCGACAAGGAAGGGCACUUGCUGCUGACGGAUUUCGGGCUGAGCAAGAUCGCCGUCAGCGAUGACGACCGCUGCAACUCGUCGCUGGGGACCAUCGAGUACAUGGCCCCGGAGGUCAUCCAGGGCAAACCUUACGGCAAGGCCUGCGACUGGUGGUCCCUCGGCGCCUUGGGUUAUGAUCUGCUCACGGGAUCCCCGCCCUUCAAGGCGAACAACAAUGCCAAGCUGCAGGAGAAGAUCCUCAAGCAGAAACUGGCCUUGCCCUACUUCCUGGGUCCGGACGCCAAGGACCUACUGACGCGCCUCCUCCGCAAGGAACCCGCCAAGCGGCUGGGGUACCACAUGCCCAAGGAUCUGCAGACGAUCAAGAGCCACCGCUUCUUCCGCAAAAUCGACUGGAAGGCCCUGGAGCGGCGCGAGGUGACGCCGCCCAUCGUGCCCGUGGUGACAGACCCGGCGCUGGCGGAGAACUUCUCGGUGGACUUCACGCAGCUGCCGCUCAGCCCGAUUGUGCAUGGGUUUGAUGAACACUACAAGGCGUCUCAGGCGGCGGUGCCGCCGGUCUCGCUGGGGCUGGGCGAGAGUAAUCCGUUCGGCGGGUUUAGUUUCGUGGCGCCGAGCAGUUUGCUAGACAAGGCGAUUGGGGUGUGA
Molecule: messenger RNA, 1737 nt
Organism: Aspergillus fijiensis CBS 313.89
Lineage: Eukaryota; Fungi; Ascomycota; Eurotiomycetes; Eurotiales; Aspergillaceae
Product: AGC family serine/threonine-protein kinase
Exons: 1
Coding region: 1-1737 (578 amino acids)
Biological process (GO): protein phosphorylation
Molecular function (GO): protein serine/threonine kinase activity; ATP binding
Source: RefSeq, a predicted model, not a curated record